UCGGAAUUUCCGAGUGAUAAUCGAACGCACCAUUAACAUUCGGCCGAAGUUUUACUCGCACAGUAAGGGAUCACACUAACUGACUGUUGCCGUAGUGCAUCCUUUUUACUUAUUUACAUCCAUACUUCGUAGCGUAUGGAUGCAGCCCAAUCUUCGCUACAAGACCGGAAGUUUACUUUGUGGUGUAUCACGGGAAAUAGUUUUUUUGCGUACGUGGUGUAUCAAGGGAUACAUUUAUUUAGGAGCGCGCUGUAGGCCAGAAGCUGUGGCGGCAUAUCUGAAAUCCUUCUGGGAUCUGUCAUUAUUGUACCGUCACAGAGUGAAGUAUGAGUUCCAGAAAGCGUGCCAUGUACAGCCCGGCGCUGGAAGUGCGCUUUGUAGGGGAUGCCGAUGUCUUGGAGCACAUAAUCGAUAAGCAGGAAGGUGUUCAGUUGACAAAAAGCUCAGUUCAGACUUUGAUAUCCCUGAAAAACUGCAAAGGACAGCUCGAUAAGGUUCUUGUAGAACAAGAAGAUGAACAGGAGAUCUUCAAUGAAGAAGAAUACAUAAAAGUCCUAGGUACAGAGGCUGCAGGGGCAGGUGAAAGUACAGCUAGCCCAGGAGGGUCUUUUGUGUUCACAUUUCAAACCAUCAAGCGUCCACACAAGAUGGCUCAGAUUGCAUCAGAGUGGGCACAUGUAGCAAAGACGGUCUCUUCCCCAAAGGACCACACCAGCCCAUCCAUAGGUCCGACCAGUGAAAGAAAAACCCCUUCAAAGGGAAGGCAGGUACAGUUUACAUCAAGCACCCCACGUAGACUAAGAAAGCUGCUGUCAGCUCCAAACCUGAAGUCAGACACCGACAGUGAUUUCUCUGCCUCCAAUUCGGAGGAGGAAGAAGACGAAGAGGGUGUGGACCAGGCUGUGGUAACAGACCUGGAGGUAAAAACCCCUAGCAAAUUGGUGGCUGGAGCUUUGUACAAGACACCAGUGAAGAAGUCCAAGAAAGGUCUGGAGUCCAGUCUUGUGGGGGAAUACUUUGAAGCUCACAGGAGUUCCAAGGUCAUGACCUCUGACAGAACCCUUCAGAGACUUCAAUCACCUAUGCUGGACCAGGAAACUUUGUAUAGACUUCUGGAUGGGAAACCUCCUUACUCUGAUGAAAUCCAGCAGCUGAACAAGGAGCAUGAAAACCAGUUCAGCAAGUGGAUUCUGCAGUUACAGUUGGGCUUCAAUCUGCUAUUCUAUGGACUGGGAUCAAAGAAACUGCUGCUGGAAACCUUCCGAACCACCAUGUUACAAGACACGACUCACCUGGUGGUCAAUGGUUUUUUUCCAAGCAUUACGCUCAAGUCGAUCUUAGGCUCCAUCACAGAGGAGCUGCUGGAGCACCAGGGAAGCUUCCGCAGUGUUAUGGAACAGAUGGACUUCAUUGUACAAUCCUUGAGGCAAGAGCCCACUUUGCGGAUCUACCUCAUCAUCCACAAUAUCGAUGGGCCAAUGUUGCGGGCUGAGAAGACCCAGCAGGCACUGGGGCAGCUUGCCUCACUUCCCAACAUGCACCUCUUAGCAUCUAUUGACCACAUCAAUGGCCCACUUGUCUGGGAUCAAUCCAAGAUGAGCCUUUUCAAUUGGCUGUGGUAUGAGACGACCACUUUUUUGCCGUAUGUUGAGGAGACGUCCUAUGAGAACUCGCUUCUGGUGCAGCAGUCUGGAGUGCUGGCUCUUAGCUCACUCACGCAUGUUCUGCGCAGCCUGACUCCUAAUGCAAGAGGAAUAUUCAGAUUGCUAGCAGGGUUUCAGCUGGAGAACAAGAAUAACCCAUCUUAUACAGGGUUGUCUUUCCAAGAUUUUUACCAACGUUGUCGUGAAGCAUUCUUAGUAAAUAGUGACAUCACCCUGAGAACUCAACUGACAGAAUUUAGGGAUCACAAACUAAUUCGCACUAAAAAAGGUGCUGAUGGUGUGGAAUACCUGCUUAUCCCUGUGGACAGUGGAACUCUGACUGACUUCUUAGAGAAAGAGGAUGCAGAUUAAACACAAAGAGGCUGCCUGGCUUAUAUCUUCUAUCAAGGUUUACAAGCCCUGGGGUGCAGCACGUAUAUGUCAGAGAUUUGCACAAACCCUGUGUAGCUACUUUCAUGUAGUCAAUAUAUAUUUUCCAGAAUAUCUCAGUGCAAAUUCACAUAUGAACUUUUUUUUGUGAAAUAACAUAAGUUAAUGAAUUUUGUAGUUUGUAUAGAUGUAUGCAGAAAUACCACAUAUUUGACAGUGGUGUAUUUAUAUGAACAUCUGAAAAUUAUAGAAUAAAUAACUUGGCACACUGUG
This is a messenger RNA of Brienomyrus brachyistius, 2306 nucleotides long. It is a transcript of the gene orc2, whose product is annotated as origin recognition complex, subunit 2. NCBI's taxonomy places the organism in Eukaryota, Metazoa, Chordata, Actinopteri, Osteoglossiformes, Mormyridae. Gene Ontology annotation, biological process: DNA replication. Gene Ontology annotation, molecular function: DNA replication origin binding. The transcript has 17 exons. The coding region runs from base 327 to 2015 and encodes 562 amino acids. The record is from RefSeq and is a predicted model, not a curated record. Gene Ontology annotation, cellular component: nuclear origin of replication recognition complex; nucleus.